Molecule: messenger RNA, 1935 nt
Organism: Colletotrichum truncatum
Lineage: Eukaryota; Fungi; Ascomycota; Sordariomycetes; Glomerellales; Glomerellaceae
Product: dipeptidyl peptidase (prolyl oligopeptidase)
Biological process (GO): proteolysis
Molecular function (GO): serine-type peptidase activity
Source: RefSeq, a predicted model, not a curated record
AUGACAAUGGUAACCAAGAGAGUUGCGCCGUAUGGCGAAUGGGACAGUCCGAUUACGGCUGACACCAUCACGUCAAAGAGCUGGUCUGUAACUUCGCCGCGCGUGCACCGAGCCUCUGGUCGCGCAUACUUCAAUGAGUCAACGGACGAUGGCCGUAACGAUAUAGUGGAGAUCACUGACAACGGACUCAAGGGUUUGUUGCCAGCACCUUGGAGUGCCCAUAAUUCGGUCUACGAGUACGGCGGUUCUCCAUAUGAUGUCCUUUCAGAUGGCCGCAUUAUCUUCUCCGACAGCAAAGCUGGCAUUGGCAUACUAAACCCGGAUUCUGGGGAGGUCGUGGCGCUGGCAAGCCAUCCAAAGCUACGAUACUCUAACUUUAGCGCAAACCCACAGGGUCCCUGGGCCCUGGCUACUGAGGAAGACCAUGAGAUUGACACAGCCAAGGGAAUUAGAAACUACGUUGCAGCUGUCAACGCAGACACUGGCGAGGUCAAACGGGUUGUAGAAGGCGCCGACUUCUACUACACCCCACAAUUCAGUGAAGACGGAAAGCGGGUGACUUGGAUCGAAUGGAACCAGCCAGAUCUACCGUUUUCUGCUGGUAAGAUCUUCGUGGGCGAUUGGACGUCAUCAGCCUGCGUCGAACACAAGAUCCAAAUAUCGGGCAAAGACCGUGAGGGUGCUGCUGAGCCCCGGUGGGGAUUUGACGGGAGCUUGUUCGUGUGCAUUGAAGUCGACGGGUUCCGGCAGCUUCACCGCCUUGCACCUGGCAGCGAGAAGCCCGCUCACAUCAAGCUCAAGGGCCUUGAAAAUGCCGAGUUCGGUGAGAUUCGAUGGUUCCAGGGAAGCCAUACGUACGCGCCAUUGUCUGCCCGCCACGUCGUAGCAGCCGGUAUCAUCUUCGGCCAGGCAAAGCUUAUUCUCAUCGAUCUUGAGACAAGCGACUGGAAGACUAUCGGGCCCGAAAAUCUCUGCGCUAUCGCAUUGGACUCGGUGGUACGCUUAAGCGACAGCUCCGUCUUGGUCAUCGGCGAGCAAUCAACCUCCCCAUCUGCACUCUACAAAAUCGACGUAUUCACAGGAGAGGUUACGACCGUGCGGAAGACAACCGACGAGAGCUUGAAUGAGUCACUUUUCUCAAAACCAGAGCUUGUCCAAUUCGUAUCAAAAGGCGAACCCUCGCGCAAAGUUUACAGCAUACUCUGGAUGCCGCGAAACCCAAAGUUUAUCGCACCAGAAGGUACACUUCCCCCGCUCAUCAUCUCUUCUCAUGGUGGGCCGACCAGUUACACCGGCUCCGGACUGAAGCUCCGCACGCAAUACUUCACUACACGCGGAUAUGCAUUUCUAGCGCUGAACUACACUGGUUCGACGGGACACGGGAGAGACUACCGCGAAGCACUUUUCAGAAACUGGGGCACUGUCGACGCUGACGAUGCCGCCGAGGUUGCUGACCACCUCGUGUCGGCUGGCAAAGUAGGCAAAGUCGGCAUCGUCGGUGCCAGUGCCGGAGGCUACAACGUCCUGCAGGCGCUUGUCCGCCAUCCCAAGGCCUUCGGGGCGGGAUUCUGCGUGUGCGGCGUCAGCGAUGUCAAAAAGCUGGACGAGUCUACGCACAAGCUUGAGUCUGAAUACAUGGGCGCUUUAAUCCUCGACCCGGGUAUGAGCGAAGAACAAAAGGAGGAUAGGUACCGAGAACGCAGCCCGCUUUUCCACGCGGGCAAAAUUGAAUCGCCGUUGUUUUUGUUGCACGGCGUUGCUGAUACCGUGGUUCCCGUCGAACAGGCUCGGCUUAUCUAUCAGGCUGUCAAGGAUAAGGGGGGAGACGUGAAGAUCAGGGAGGUCCCUGGCGAGGGUCACAUGUUUGGCAAGCCUGGAAGCCCGAGGAUCUGGUUGGAUGAAGAGGAGAAUUGGUGGAGGAAGUAUUUGCUGUGA